This is a messenger RNA of Parastagonospora nodorum SN15, 195 nucleotides long. RefSeq lists its product as hypothetical. The transcript has 2 exons. NCBI's taxonomy places the organism in Eukaryota, Fungi, Ascomycota, Dothideomycetes, Pleosporales, Phaeosphaeriaceae. The record is from RefSeq and is a predicted model, not a curated record. The coding region runs from base 1 to 195 and encodes 64 amino acids.
AUGCGCCAACCCCUCGCCUUCACCAACAAGCGCAUGCGCAUCGCCUACACCAACGCUGGCAACGACGUCUGGAUCGCGUAUUUCCGCGUGCACACCGGCCAAGACACGCGCGACAACCCCGAGUACACCGAGCGCGGGAACAUCGACUUCAAGACCUUCGUUGAGGAGCUCAAUAUCAACGGCGUCAAAGACUAG